UCUCUUCAUCUCCAUAUCGCGAACUAACAGAACGAGUCUCCUAACAGAACCAACUUUCCUUCUCUCUCUCCCUUCUCUCGCCAUGGAUCCCGCGAGAUCUCUGCAGCCGCCGCCCAGGGAUGAGAUGCAUAGGACCAGCCGCACAUAUCUGCCGGAGCGUUGUUCCUUGGAGGAGGAGCCCUCGUGGUCCAUGCAGUCCGCCAAGGUCGCCCUCGCGGCGCCGUUCGUCGAGGAAGCCCUCGUCGCGCCGUCCGCGGGGCCGGAUGAGAUGCUUUUCGAAGCCGCGCCUUCUGCCAAGUCCGCGCAGUCCGCCAGGGUCGCCCUCGCGGCGCCGUUCGCCGAGGACGCCCUCGUCACGCCGUCCGCCGGGCCGGAGGAGAUGCUAGCCGAUGCCGCGCCGUCCACCAAGCUCGGCGAGGAGGUGCUAGCUGAAGUCGCGUUCACUAGGGCCGCUAAUGCCGCGCCAACAGUCGCGCUCGGUGAGGAGGUCACGCUGGACAGUGCGGCCUCGCCAGCUCUCCCUGUGACGACCAUGGAUGUCGUAUCUGAGAACGUGACUACGCCCAUGGAUGCUGGAUCGUCGCCCACUACGAUUGAUCUCGUUAGAUCUUUGCUCCCCAAUAUUUCUUCUCCGACAGUACAAUACAAUCUCCCUGUACUUCCUGUCCAAAGGUCCAAUGUUGAACCUGUGGAAAAUAUGCCAAGAGUUGAUUGGAAUAGCUUACAUAUAGUGGAAACACAUGAUGACGAAGGUCGAAUUGCACUUUUGAGCGAAAAUCAGAUUUAUGCACUUUUAGGUUUAAGAGAAGAGGGGACUACAAAUGAAUCUGAAUAUGUUGAACAUGGGGUUGAUAAUGAUGAUGAUUGCUUUCGUACUAGUGAUGUUCUACCAAGUGAGAUGGUUAUUUCGUAUGAUAAGGACCACCCUAUAAUGGAUAUUGGUACAAUCUACCCAACAAUGGAGGAGUUCAAGAUGGCAGUACGACAAUUUGCCAUCAAUAAGGAGUUUACUUUAGGGACAGAGAAGUCAGAUAAAAAGAGGUAUAGGUGUUUUUGCAAGUCUAGUCUUGAUUGUCCUUGGAAAAUAAAUGGCACCAAACAUAAAGAGGAAAGCAUUGUAGAGGUGACAGCCUUAACUAACCACCAUACCUGUAUGUCUAACAUGAGGAUGAAAACUAUAACUCCAUCACAGAAGUGGGUAGCUAGUAAGGCCGUGACUAUUCUUAGAGAAUCUCCUAAAAUGGGUGCCAAGGAAUUACAGGAUAAGCUACAGAAACAAUAUUCUGUCACAAUUUCUUAUGACACUGUAUGGAGGGGUAAGGAAAAAGCCCUUGCGGAAAUUUAUGGUAAAUGGGAAGACAAUUUUGAGUUGUUGUUUAGAUGGAAGGCUGAGGUACUUAAGAGGUCUCCUGGGAGUGUAGUGGAGAUUGAUGUACUUGAUGUGGAUGGUCAAGUAUAUUUCAAUCGUUUUUUCUGUGCUCUAAAACCAUGUAUUGAUGGUUUCUUGGAAGGUUGUAGGCCUUAUUUGAGUAUAGAUUCGACAACACUUAAUGGAAGGUGGAAUGGUCAUUUGGCAGCAGCUGUAUGAGUCGAUGGACAUAAUUGGAUGUAUCCACUUGCUUAUGGUUUCAUAGCUUCUGAAACAGAAAAUAACUGGACUUGGUUUAUGCAACAACUAAAGAAGGCAAUAGGUGAUCCUCCACUACUUGCUGUUUGCACAGAUGCUUGUAAGGGCUUGGAGAAUGCAGUAAAGAAUGUUUUCCCAAGUGCGGAGCAAAGAGAAUGCAUUCUUCAUCUUAUGAAAAAUUUUCAGAAAAAAUUUAGAGGCUUUGGCAAGAUGUAUCCUGCAGCAAGAGCUUACAGAGAUGACAUAUUCUAUGAACAUAUGGCCUCCAUUCUAAAUGAAUCAACAGAAGUGUUGAAAUGGUUACAAGCUAAUCAUAAGUUAAAGUGGUACAGAUGUGCUUUCAAUACAGAAAUUAAAUGUGAUUACAUUACUAAUAAUUUAGCAGAGGUAUUCAAUAACUGGAUAAGGGACAUUAAAGACUUGCCUGUGGCUGAGCUUGCUGAUAAGGUUAGAGAGAUGAUCAUGCAAUUAUGGAACAAGCGAAGAAAUAUUGGAUCCAUGCUACCUGAAAAAAGGAUACUUCCAGCAAUUAUGGUCCAGCUCAAAGCAAAUACUAGAGGGUUGGGGCAUUUGAAAAUUGUACCAUCUGCUAAUUGGAGUGCAGAGAUUUGGGACCACAACAACAAAAUUGAAAGGCACAUUGUCAAAUUAAAUCAAAGGACUUGUACAUGUCUUGAAUGGCAGCACACUGGUAAACCAUGUCAACAUGUAUUGGCAUUUGUAACCAGACAACGAGGAGUGGACAUUGAACAGUUUGUGCAUGAGUACUUCUCUGUGAAUAAAUUCAAGGCUGCUUACAGCAGAGAGAUUGAGCCAUUGACAGAUAAAACCCAAUGGCCACAAGUAGAACUACCUUUUGCUGUUGGCGCACCACUUGCUAAGGGAAGUGCAGGGAGACGAAGGAAACUAAGACUAAAAGGAUGUUUGGAAGGUGGCCAAAAAAAGAAAAAUGUUGAAGGUGCUAACGAAGGCGAAAAUGGUGCUGUUCCAAUCAAUGCAAAGGGACAGAAAAUGACAAGGGGACCAAUGACUUGCAUUCGAUGUGGAGAAAAAGGUCAUAGACAAGCUAGUUCCAAGUGUCCACUCAAUGGGACUGCAAAAAAGAGGCAAGUAUAUUUUUUCUACUUCUAAAAUACAACAAUUUAUUAUUAUAUAAUGUAUUGAUUUUACUUGUAGAAAGUGGAAUCAACCUAGGAGGAAUAUUACAAAAGCUAAGCCAAGAGAACUUUGCACACCACACAGGCCAACUAGUGAAGAAAUAUUACGGGAUAGUCCAGGAAGGAUCACUAGAAGCCGCCUUGCGUUCUUGUUAGGAGAGGGCAGUUCUUCCCAGACCAGUACCACAAAUCCUGUGAGAGUUCCAGCAACGUCUGCACCAAACAAGAUGACUCCAAAGAGGAGACUAUACAGUGGAUAAAUGAUUUGUUAAUUCUUUUUACCUUCUACACGAGAUAUGACCUUUUUACGAUGAGAUGUAAACUCGUCACAUUUUUUGAUUAUUUGUGACUAUUUAACAUUUAUGAGAUGAAUAGUUGGAAGAGGUCAGGCUGUUGUACA
Zea mays is the source of this 3184-nucleotide messenger RNA. RefSeq lists its product as uncharacterized. The record is from RefSeq and is a predicted model, not a curated record. The transcript is spliced from 4 exons. Bases 83 to 1588 code for a protein of 501 amino acids. Lineage: Eukaryota; Viridiplantae; Streptophyta; Magnoliopsida; Poales; Poaceae.